UAGCGGCUGGAUAACUACUGUGAACUGCUAUUGUUAUGUUUUUAUGCUGGAUUACAACAUGUCUCUGUGUCCCCUCUGUGUCUGUCCAGUUYGUGGAGAGUGUCCGUCUGACCAAGAGGCCCUUCCACCUAGUGGGCACAUCCAUGGGAGGAAACGUUGCCGGAGUAUACGCUGCCCGUUACCCCAACGAUCUUUGCAGUGUCACCCUCAUCUGUCCGGCAGGUCUUCCUAACGAGAGUCCGUUUGUGGAGCGUCUGAGGGAACUGGAGAAGGACCAGGAACUGAGUGGUAGCCUGGAUCCCCAGGGCAUUCCUCUGAUCCCCUCUACCCCAGAGGAGAUGGAGGAUAUGCUCAAACUCUGCUCUUUCGUACGCUUCAAGAUCCCUCAACAGAUUCUUCAGGGAUUGGUGGAUGUUCGAGUUCCCAACAACGACUUCUAUAGAGAGUUGUUCAUGGAGAUCGUAGGAGAGAAGUCCAGACACUCUUUACAUGAGAACAUGCAUCUGAUCACAGUCCCAACACAGGUCAUCUGGGGGAAGCAUGACCAGGUGGUGGAUGUGUCUGGAUCAUCUAUGCUGAAGGAAGCCGUCUCUGGCUGUCAGGUGGACCUGCUGGACAACUGUGGUCACUCUGUGGUGAUGGAGCGACCUCGCAAGACAGCUCAGCUCAUCAUGGACUUUAUCAAUAACCAACACGACACUGGCUCUGGCUCUAACAACAGCAAGAAACUCUCCUGAGACUGACUACCUGGAGCUCAGACUUUUAUAGUGCCCGUUUCCCGGACAAGGUUAAACCUAGUCCUAGACAAAGAAGCACUUUCAAUGGGGGUUUGAUCUCCAUUGAACAUGCGUUUCAGUCAGGGACGAGGUUUCAGUCAAGGACUAGGUUCCAGUCAGCGACUAGGGUUCAGGUUUCAGUCAGGGACUAGAUUUCAGUCAGGGUUUCAGUCAGGGUUUCAGGUUUCAGUCAGGGACUAGGUUUCAGUCAAGGACUAGGGUUCAGGUUUCAGUCAGGGACUAGAUUUCAGUCAGGGUUUCAGUCAGGGUUUCAGGUUUCAGUCAUGGACUAGGUUUCAGUCAGGGUCUAGGUUUCAGUCAGGGUCUAGGUUUCAGUCAGGGACUAGGUUUCAGAUUUCAGUCAGGGGGUUUCAGGUUUCAGUCAGGGGGUUUCAGGUUUCAGUCAGGGACUAGCUUUCAGUCAGGGACUAGGUUUCAGUCAGGGACUAGGUUUCAGUCAGGGUUUCAGGUUUCAGUCAGGGACUAGGUUUCAGUCAGGAGGUACUAGGUUUCAGUCAGGAGGUACUAGGUUUCAGUCAGGGUUUCAGUCAGGGUUUCAGUAAGGUACUAGGUUUUAGGUUUAAUCUGUGUCCAGGAAACCAGCCUACAGUGAGCGUUUAUCUGUAAAAAAUCUAAUCUGUAAAUUAUCUUGUAAUAUUUUUCUAAUCUAGUCCUCAGGGAAUGAGCCCAUCAACCAGCUGGCUGCUGUUUCAUGCUUGAAUUUGAUUAUAAGGCGAAGGAAGACUGUGUAAAAUACUGGGAUACAAUAUUGUGACAUUGCACUUAUUUAGUGAUUAUAAGGACCUUAAUUUAAAAUGUUAUAUUCUUUGUUUAAUUGCCAAUGUGUUACUAACUUACUUACAUGAUUUUGCCAAAACAUGAUUUUAUACUUAAUUUGAGUUUGUGUUACCUCUGAGUCAGCUGAAGGACUUUGGUUGGUAGUGUCUGAGACUGUUCCCGCCUGAAAACCCAGGAAGUAAAGGAAGACGCAAACUCAAACUACUACUAGUUGUUGUUGUUGUUAGUUUGAUUUGUCUUGUUGAAGGUUGGUACACGGUCUUAUUAUUAACCACAGACAACAUAUUACACCUUGUACAUUUGGAACAUAUUGAAGAAAACAUUUGUCAUUGUGUUUUACGAUCAAAUAAAUGUUAUUUAAAACAAUGGAGCUACAAUGACGUACGUUUUUGUAAUAUUAUUAUUAACUUAGUACUUUUUCUUCAAGCGCUGCUAUACCCUGUGAUAUAACCUGAUAGUAUCGAUGCAUGACGAUAGAGUAUCGAUGCAAUGAGACACAACAAGUUUGUUUUGUUUCGUUUUAGCUGAUGCCAUGUCAUUAAGUUACACUGAGACAAAAAAAUAAAUAGAUUUGUGACACUUUUGUUAUCCUUGUACAUGUUAAUGCAUUGUCCAUCUACUCAAUGUUUUUGCUUGUUCACGUAAAGCACAAAAUAAAACUCUUUUCUCAUGCUGACAUGAAAU
Molecule: messenger RNA, 2258 nt
Organism: Salvelinus sp. IW2-2015
Lineage: Eukaryota; Metazoa; Chordata; Actinopteri; Salmoniformes; Salmonidae
Source: RefSeq, a predicted model, not a curated record